Messenger RNA from Haemonchus placei, 273 nucleotides. NCBI's taxonomy places the organism in Eukaryota, Metazoa, Nematoda, Chromadorea, Rhabditida, Trichostrongylidae. The record is from the annotation of a GenBank genome assembly.
AUGAACUCGCUGUCAACGCGUCUACCUGAAUUCGUGUACGAUCCCGACAAUGGUUGUACCUUCGAGGUCUGGUACAAUCGCUAUGAAGGCGUCAUAUCCAAGGACGGCGGUGCCUUGGAUGGGCUGCAAAAGCUCGACGCCAUCACAUACGCUCGCUUCACAAGCUGCAUUCUACCGAAAAGAGCUUGUGAACUGUCGUUGUCAGAUACCGUAGCAACGCUGAAGGAACUUUUCGGACAUAACACGUCGGUUUUCUCGCGCUACUUAAUCUGA